Molecule: messenger RNA, 780 nt
Organism: Impatiens glandulifera
Lineage: Eukaryota; Viridiplantae; Streptophyta; Magnoliopsida; Ericales; Balsaminaceae
Exons: 2
Coding region: 84-779 (231 amino acids)
Source: RefSeq, a predicted model, not a curated record
GCAAGACUGAACUCGUUAGGGUUUUAUCUUAUUAUUUGGUCCCAUUUGGGAGGAGGGUUUUAUUGCUCUACCGGAGCAGAGAGAUGAUGACUGUGAAAAAGCUCUUUGGCCGUCAAUGGAGGAUCUUCAUAAUCAUCAUCAUCAUUAUUGCUCUCUCCAACUUCUCUCUCGUUUCCUCAAAACACCAUGGCAACCCGGCCAAUGACAUCAUCGAGAUCAUCAACACGAACCGAACAAACGAUAAACUUUCUCGUCUAAACAACAAUCCCGGUCUCGGGUGCAUGGCCUUACAAUAUUCAAAACAAUGUAAAGGCAAUUGCACCCGUAACAAUACAAUAACUUGUCAACCAAACGAAGACGACUUCACCGAGAUUUUCGCAGCCAAUUGUGGAGUUGAGCUUCCAACUUUCGGAACCAUAACCGGGCACAUCAUAGGAUGUAACCACAAAUAUCUGAAAUCGCCAUCCGAAGUCUUUUAUAGGGUUCUUUUUCGCGAUAAGAAAUCGGUUUCUAUUUUGAGGAAUAGAAAUCAUACUGAAGUGGGAAUAGGUUUGGUGGGAGGAAAUGAUGGGUAUUAUUAUUGGUGUGUUAUUUUUGGUGGUGAUCAAGGUAAUACGUCGUCGUUUAAGCUUGAGGAUAUGGGUAAAGGGAUUAAGCAAAAGAAAGGAUGCUUUAGUGGAUCUGGUGAUAGUUUUUGUAAGCAAAUCAAUGGUGGUGGGAGAUUAUUAAAUAAUGUUUUAUUGUUGGUUUUAUUAUUAUUGUUGGUUCUUUAUGUAUGAA